AUUAUUUCUGUCAUCUCUUCACGCGCUGUUGUGGUCGUUUCAUUUCUUUCGAUAAUGCGCAUGCGCUGCACUAUUUUUCCACAGAAGAAGAGUGCAGCCAGUAGUCCACCACUUCCUGUUUACGUUUCCACAAAUGACGUCACGUUGAUAACAUAAACCAACACUUUCGAAAGGGAAACAGACGUUAACUUGAGAAAAUACUCCUAUGUCCUCCUGUCGUGUCUGUGUUGAAGCAUUUUUACAUCUUCUCCUCGUACAGGAGGACCGGGCUGAGUGUCCGACCUGAAGUUUUUGCUGUCCCGCCUUGUAUUGGAACACCGAAGGAGCUAGCCGGGCUGCUAAGUGUAGCUAGCGUUGAGUAAGUGAGAAGCUAGCUUGAACAGAGAGUCAUCAUCUCUCACAAGACUCUCAAUACCUGCCAGGAUGGAGAGUAAAUACAACCUCAAGAGUCCAGCGGUGAAGAGGCUGAUGAAGGAGGCUGCUGAGCUGAGGGACCCCACAGAGCACUAUCACGCCCAGCCACUAGAGGAUAACCUCUUUGAAUGGCACUUCUCCGUACGCGGACCCCCAGACUCAGACUUCGACGGCGGGGUCUACCACGGCAGGAUCGUGCUACCUCCAGAGUACCCAAUGAAGCCCCCGAGCAUCAUCCUCCUCACACCGAACGGCAGAUUUGAAGUCGGUAAGAAGAUUUGUUUGAGCAUCUCUGGCCACCAUCCAGAGACCUGGCAGCCCUCCUGGAGCAUCCGAACUGCUCUAAUAGCUAUCAUCGGAUUCAUGCCAACAAAAGGAGAGGGAGCAAUUGGAUCCCUUGAUUAUACCCCCGAAGAGAGGAGGGCCCUCGCCAAAAAGUCUCAAGACUUCUGCUGCGAGGCGUGCGGCUGCUCCAUGCGCACCGCCCUCCUGACUCUGACCCCCAACAGCAACCUGAGCGCCGAGGACCACCAGGCUAAAGAACUUGCUCAGCAAAUCAACUUCAAGGCAGAGUCCAGUUUAUCCAGACAUACUAGUGAGAGCAGAGGAGCAGAGAGCGAGUCCUCCACAUCCUCACAGGGAGACGCCUCCACGUCUGCAGGACAGGAAGCUGCUGACGAGCCUCGGACUGAACAGGCAGAGGCAUCUCCAGAAGCAGAUGACAGACCCCUGACCCCUGCAGCCCAGAGCACUGGUCGCCCUCUGAGCCCCCGGCAGCGUCGGGCCCAGCAGCAGAACCAGCAGGGCCAGAGAGCCGGCAGAGAGCCAGCCAGCAGACCGGCCUUCAUUCCGGCUCCUCGACAGCAGCAGGAUGAUAGCCAUGCAGGCUCGGCGGUCCUCAUCGUGCUCCUCACUCUGGCUCUGGCUGCGCUCAUCUUCCGCAGGAUCUACCUGGCCCAAGAAUUCAAAUUCGACUUUGAGCUGUGACCAACCCCGCCCUCGCUUCCCUUCUUUCCUUCGUCUAACUCUCCUGCUACCCCGGGACAGAACUGUGACCUGCUGCAGUGGAUCCAGAACCGAGGCAGCAGCUGACACAGACUCUUCUUUCUCCCUCUGUGCUCAUCCUCAGAGGUCCAGUCUCCUCUGGGGGGAGCUCUCAUUCCUGCAGAGGAAGCGCUUUAAUCACCACAACACCUCCUGGGUGUCUUUUAAUAAGUGUCCAUUUUACUCUCCAGUCUUGUUGUUUUUAAAUCCAGGAAGUUCAUCGUUCACAAGCGGCACACUUCCUGUUUCAUGUGUCUGUUGUCUGUCCCAAAGCUGCAGUUGAUCCCAUUAUUAAAUUAAAGAUCAAAUAUAACCUGUGGUUGGAUAAUAGGAGGGUUUUUUCUAAAGGUAAUUAUUGUAUCAUGAAAGUAUGUUUUAACGUCGUGUUAGGUCACUUCAGUCACACCCUUUAGGGCUCCAUCUAACUUCAACAUCCAAAGUGCUCCGGCUGUUCCUACAGGUGUGGUUGUUCUGCUACUUAAAGGGGAAAUCACGUGUUUUUAAACGAGGACUCUAGUGUCAAGUAUUCUGGCUCUAAAUAACCAACAGGUACAAAAAGUUUUAGAAUCACUCUGGUAGCUUCCUUCAGCCUGCAGCAGUGAAACAGGCUGUAACAGCUGCAAUGAAAUCCAUUGGGGGAAUCAAAGCACGUCUACUUAAAGCUCUUGCUUUUGUCCCUGAUAGGCUCGGAUUUUUAUUUUACAUGUCCUAACAAAUGUUACAGAGAGGAUCCGCACAGAGACAGACCUCGUGACAGCUGUUUCAUGGCCCUCUUUAAAUCUACUAGACUCAACAACAGGUAUUUAAACUUUCAGAAACCAGGAGUUGCUGGUCUACCCCUGCCCCAGAUCAUUUAGUUUAUUAAAUCUAGCCUAUGACUUUGUAUUUAUAUAAAAUGCUGAUUUCAAAUUUUCUUUGAACUCACCAUACACCUUAACCCCAAAAAAUAACUUAUUGUUUCUGGGAUAGACCAGCAACUCCCAUGUUCUGCCAGAGUCUGGGGGCUUUCGUAGAGCAUGAUGUAACAGCUGUUUGUUGUUAUAAAUACAUCUUACUCUUUAACAAAAAGGUCUGUCUUUGUAGAGAUCACAGAGAACAACAACUGGCCUGUGAGUGACAAAAACAAGAACUUUUAGAGGACACACAUUGAACAAACAGAUUGCCUCCAAGGAUUCCAUUUUAGAUCUCUCUGCCUGCUUUAAGGUUGUGUGCUAAAGCUCUCUAUCAGACAACUAAAUCUGUGAGACCACAAAUGCAACCCUAAUUCCAAAACAAUAUGCAUGCCAUGUUAAGUGUUGAUAAAACAGAUUUUGAUGCUUUGCAAAACAUUUAAAGUUGAUAUUUAAUUGAAAAAAGAGCAAAGACAAGAUCUCAUAUGUUGAAACAGAAAAAUGACAUUCUUUUAUGAAAAACAUGUUCAUUUAAAUUUUGACAACAGCCACAUUUCAAACAGUUGGUACAGCGACAUGUUUACCUCCUCUGAUAUAAACGCUCUGUAAACCUUGGUGAACCCAGGAGACCAGUUUCUGGACUUUAAAGUGAAAUGUCUCAUUCUUGUCUGAUAGAGGAUUUCAGCAGCUUAACAGUUCAGGGUCUCCUUUGUCGUAUCUUUAGUUUCAUGAUGCUCCAAGUGUUUUCAAUGGGUGACAAGUCAGGACUGUAGUCAGACCAGUUCAGCACCUGGACUCUUCUACUGCAGAGCCAUGCUGUUGUGAUACGUGCAGAAUGUGGUUUAUCAUUGUCUUGUUGAAAUAUGUAAGGUCUUCCUGAAGACAUCAUUGUCUGGAUGGCAGCAUAUGUUGCCCCUAAACCCGUUUAUAUUGUUCAGCAUUAAUGAAGCCUUCACAGAUGUUUAAGCUACCCAUGCCAUGGACUCUUAUGAUCCCCAUACCAUCAGGGACACUGGCUUUGAGCUGUGAGCUGAUAGUGGUCCCUCUCCUCUUUAGAGUGGAGGUCACAGUGUCCAUGAUUUCCAAAAAAGAAUCUCAGAUUUUGAUGAAUCAGACUGCAGGACAGUUUUCCUCUUCUUCUCAGUCCAUCUUAAACGGGCUCAGGUCCAGAGAAGUCUCUGGUGUUUCUGGAUCAUGUUUAUACAUGGUUUCCUCUUUGCAUGGUUCAGUUUUAACCUACAUUGUGUUCACAGACAAUGGCUUUUGGAAGUGAUUUUUGAGCCCAUGCAGUGAUUUGUUGUCUCUGUCCCAACUUUUGAAACUUGUUGGCAUCAAAUUUUAAGUGAGCAUAUAUUUUUCAUAAAGUGAUAUCAAUUUUCAGUUUCAACAUUUAAUAUGUUGUGUUUUUACCACUUUCAAUUAAAUGAAACAUGGACUUUAGAUGAUUUGCUAACCAUCAAAUGAGCAUUUAACACAUCAUUACGGCUUUUUAUUUUGUUCGGGUUGUGUGAAAAAAAAUAGAGCUUGCAUUCUAAAAUAUAAGAAUAUUUUUUCUAAAAAAUGAAUCCAACCUGAACUUAGAUCCCACUUUUAUAACAUAUAGAGCAUCUGAAAGACUGGACUGAAAGACUCUCAGAGCACUGCUUGACUGAUCCAGAAGGACAGCGUGUGGGCGGAGUCUUUGAACUGUUAUCACCACAGAGAUGUUGACUGGUGAGAUCAUUUUCAGGAUUAUUUUCAUAAACAUUCAUCAGGUCUGCAGCAUGUUGAGCCGACAGUCUGUGUGGUUUCUGAUCCGGUUCUUCUUCAACCUGCAGAACAGAUUUUAUUUAUUGUAUUUGAAUCAGGAAGUAGUUUUUCUGUGGACACUUGAUUCCCACUCUGUCUGUCCCCUCAGGCUCUUUGAGGGUGUACACGUCUCGCCCCUGUGCAUUAGUCUCUUGUUGUCUCUCAUUCUCUGUAGCCGUGUUCAAACACUCAUUCUCCCUGUACAAACAGACCCGUACACUGUCUGUCGUUUACCUUCUUUGUUACACUUUGAGGAGGGUUUAUCGCUCUGAUGAGACUCAGAGAAGCUGGAAAGCAAUUUACAUUCACUCUUUGCACAUCGUAGCUGACGGCUGGUUGACAUGUACAGGACUCAGCCGUGUAGAGGAAUAUCUCUGAAGUUUUCGUAGCAGUCGACUUGUUGAGGGGAACAAAUCUGUCUCUUCAGUUUUUCUUCUUUUAGACAUGUGCUCAUGUCCAGAUUUUACUUGAAGGCAGCAGAGAUUCUCCAAGACUAUCUGUACUCUCAGAAUCUCUCCGUGUCUGUCUUUACGAUUACUCUGCUCAAGGCUGGUGUACGGGGAUAUAAAGUGAAAAUAAAUCACCAAAUGAAAACUGG
Notolabrus celidotus (New Zealand spotty) is the source of this 4734-nucleotide messenger RNA. It is a transcript of the gene ube2j1, whose product is annotated as ubiquitin-conjugating enzyme E2, J1. NCBI's taxonomy places the organism in Eukaryota, Metazoa, Chordata, Actinopteri, Labriformes, Labridae. The transcript is spliced from 8 exons. The coding region runs from base 424 to 1401 and encodes 325 amino acids. The record is from RefSeq and is a predicted model, not a curated record.